AGGUUUUUGUAAUGGGAAGAAAAUUGGCGUGACGGCGUGUUUUUAGCUGCAAAUGCCCUCUGGGCCCCACUUUGGACAAAGCUGCGUUAGGAACAAUGCAACCGGAAAAUAAUUAAAUGAACUGACCAAUCAGCAUUGAUGUAGUUGAACGCUGAGUAAGCGGUUUUUACCUGGAAGGUACGUAGUCUGAGCCAUAAACAAUUCAUACGGGAGUAAUUUUAUUGUGUAAUUUGCUUUGGCCAGCAAGUGGCUAAUUAUGUAAUAAGUCUAGCUUUGCUCCGUUGCAGUGGCUUUCGAUAACGACUACGGAGGGCCACGAAGUCACCGCAAAAGGUUUCUUUGUACCUGUCAGACAAACACCAGGGUUAUUUAGGCCACUUCAUGGACUGUCCCUUUAAGAGGAUAAAGCCUGCGGCUGCGCAGUGAGCGUCGCUCAGCUCAGCCGCGCUAUAACAUUAUUGACGGGGACGUUGUAACUAAAGACACAAUCAGCGUGUUUGUUAUUUUUUUAUACUUAUAAAUGUAGAAAAUUACAUUGUGAGAAAUGUAAUUCUUCGACCUGUCAAUUCUUCAGUCUGUUUCUGUUUCGAUUUCAAUAUCAGAGCUCCACAGGAAGACGUGACGUCGGUGAUGGAGGACAAGCGCAAGAAGCGCAGCCCCAAGGUGUCCCUCCCGCAGCCCCCUCCUCCGCCCAUCAACCCACGCAAGCUCUCUGCCCUGCCAGCCAGCAAAAGCGCCACCUUCUCUCUCGGCCUGCCGCAGCCGCCGUCCCCGAAAAACCGAGGGAAGUACAAAAGGUCAGUGGGGGCGGCAGGUCAGCCCAAAGAGGUGUUUGCUGGUGUCGUCGCUCCACCGAAGACCGCCAGGACUCAUAAGGAGAAGCCCCGGGCCCCCCAGCCCGCAGGGCCCAGUAAAGUGGUCCAGUCCUCGCCGCUGCAGCACUCCUUCCUUACAGAUGUGUCUGAUGUGAGAGAGAUGGAGGGAGGCCUCCUAAACCUCCUCAACGACUUUCACUCGGGGAAACUGCAGGCGUUUGGUAAGGUGUGUUCCUUCGAGCAGCUGGAGCACGUGCGUGAGAUGCAGGAGAAGUUGGCGCGACUUCACUUCAGCCUGGACAGCCAUGUGGAGGAGCUCUCGGAGGACCAGAGGAAGUGCGCCUCUGACCACAACCUGGAACACCUGCUGUGCAAUUUGGAGGAGCUCAGCACCUCCAUACAAAAGCUCCACUUGGCUGAGAACCAGGAACUGCCCAAGACAUCUGCUCCCUGAUGGAGGACGCAGAAAUCCCUGCAGAACAGGUUGCCAUGGCGAUCCUCCCCACAGCCGCCCUUGUAACACAAUGGACACGUAGGAACAAACCAGUUGAAUGCAUUUCUUCUUCUUCAAUCUAUUUUGCAAUGCAAAAUGAGGAACAGACAUUCAUUUGUUGUAUGAUACAUUUAAAAAUCUCUGCUGAGAUUUUAAAGCAAGAGGACAGUGUCUAGAAUUGUACCUAGAAAUGUGCGGAAUCUUCGAAUUAUUUUUACAAGGAUUUUUUUCUGGAUAUAAAAAAAUGGCAGCUAUUUCCAAAUGUUAUUGAAUUGCAUCUGUGAGAUCAUGUUCAAUAUGAAAUGUGUUCCUAGACAAUACUUUGAAGUUAGUACUGGCAGAGGAAUCUCGCUUUAUAAACAUAACUGGGAUUUAAAAAACAGAACUACAA
Molecule: messenger RNA, 1699 nt
Organism: Entelurus aequoreus (snake pipefish)
Lineage: Eukaryota; Metazoa; Chordata; Actinopteri; Syngnathiformes; Syngnathidae
Product: coiled-coil domain-containing protein 28B-like
Exons: 6
Coding region: 631-1269 (212 amino acids)
Source: RefSeq, a predicted model, not a curated record